CCCUGCUCCCAUCAUUCGUUCCCUGUUUUCUUAAUUCCCACUUCAACUCAAUACCAAAUACAGAAAGCCCCAUUCAACCUACUCUCUCUCUCUCUCUCUCUCUUUUCUCUCUCUAGAGAGGUUUAAGAGAGGGAGAAACAGAUGAGCUUGCAGCUGGAAACCAAUCGACCCACCCAGAAGAAAGCCUUGUUCUAUGCUAGGAUGAAGCUUCUGCACAGCAGAAACAAUAAUCUAUCUAAAAAUUUAUGUUACAAAUUCUUCAAAUAUGUCAUCUGGUUUUCAAUCUCGCUCUAUUUCCUCUCCUCCUUGAUCAUCACCCGCCACAACCCCACCAUAUCCAGAACCACCAUCUCCCGCUCUAAGCCCUCCCGAGCUCUCAUGGAGGAAGACCCCCGCCUCGAUUCCUCCGCCCAUGCAGGUUUGUUCAAUGGGAUGAAAAUCUAUGUUUACGAUUUGCCGGCCAAGUUCAACGGCGAGUGGCUGGCGAACGAGCGGUGCAGCCGGCACCUGUUCGCGGCGGAGGUGGCGAUUCACCGGGCUCUGAUGAACAGCGAGGUGAGGACGUUCGACCCAUGGCAGGCGGACUUUUUCUUCGUCCCCGUUUAUGUGUCAUGCAAUUUCAGCCAAGUCAACGGCUUCCCCGCCAUUGGCCACGCCCGCUCUCUCAUGGCCUCUGCAAUUCAACACGUUUCCUCGCAACUACCCUUUUGGAACCGCUCUCUCGGCGCCGACCACGUCUUCGUCGCCUCCCAUGAUUUCGGCUCUUGCUUCCACACCAUGGAGGAUAUGGCGAUCGCGGAAGGGGUGCCGGAAUUUCUAAGGAAUUCGAUAAUUUUACAAACGUUUGGGGUGGAACAUAAGCACCCGUGUCAGGAGGUGGAGAACGUGGUGGUUCCGCCGUACGUGUCGCCGGAGAGCGUACGUGCCACCCUGGAGGCGUCGCCGCUGACCGGCCGCCGCGACAUAUUCGCGUUUUUCAGGGGCAAAAUGGAGGUCCACCCCAAGAAUGUCAGCGGUCGUUACUACAGCAAGCGCGUGCGGACCACGAUACUCCGGAAAUACGGAAACGACCGGCGGUUCUACCUCCGGCGCCAUAGAUUCGCCGGCUAUCAAUCAGAGAUCGCGCGGUCCAAGUUCUGCUUGUGUCCACUUGGGUGGGCCCCGUGGAGCCCGAGGCUGGUUGAGUCCGUGGCGCUUGGCUGCGUCCCGGUGAUCAUAGCGGAUGGGAUACGGCUGCCCUUCCCCGGCGCCGUGCCGUGGGCGGAAAUCAGCCUGACGGUGGCGGAGGCUGACGUGGAUAAGCUCGGUGGCAUCCUCGCACACGUGGCGGCGACGAACCUGACAGCUAUACAGCGGAACCUGUGGGACCCGCGGGUGAGGAAAGCACUACUAUUCGAGGACGAGGUCUCGGAAGGAGACGCCACGUGGCAGGUUCUGGUUGGCCUAUCGGGGAAGCUGGACAGGUCCCACAGGAAGUGGAGGGUUAGCAGCGAGUGAGGAGCGGCCGCGUGGCGGUUCUCCAGCUAAGAAGUUGUCGCUUUUGUCGUAGCUGCGUACGUAGUGGGAGACAGCUGGAAUUUGAGCCCUGGAGCGGGGCCCCACCCUGCUUUGCGGUGUUGUACAUCUGAGGUGGAAUAGCGCUUUUAUUCGGAAAGGUGGUACAUCGCGUUGAGAGUGGGUGUGGGUUAAUGGAUGAUGUGUAGAAGGACCACAUGGUCCGGUUUGGUGUACAGGAGGGUUAUUCGUUUGUUCUUUUUGGAAUGAUAAUAAUAAUGGUGGCGAAUUCAUUUGUUGCC
Salvia miltiorrhiza (redroot sage) is the source of this 1796-nucleotide messenger RNA. Its product is annotated as probable glucuronoxylan glucuronosyltransferase IRX7. Gene Ontology annotation, molecular function: glycosyltransferase activity. The coding region runs from base 142 to 1497 and encodes 451 amino acids. The record is from RefSeq and is a predicted model, not a curated record. The transcript has 4 exons. Lineage: Eukaryota; Viridiplantae; Streptophyta; Magnoliopsida; Lamiales; Lamiaceae.